GCGGCGCGGGGCGCGGAAGAAGCGCGGGGCGCGGCGGGGGCAGAUGCCAGCCUGGCCCGCGGGCUCCGCGCCCGCCCGCCCGCCUCGCCCCGGCGGGGGCACGCCGCGCUCCUACCUGGCCAUGACCCCGCGCCGCUCCCCGCUGGGCCACCCCGGCGCUUCCCGCUGAAGGGACCGGCUCCUUGCCGACCUCCGCCGCUCCCUGCCUUCUCCGCCUACUCGCUGCUGAGGCUGCCGCCUCUCCCCGGAGCCCCGCCGGAGUGAUGGGCUGCAUCGGAUCCCGCACCGUGGGAAACGAGGUGAUUGCAGUAGACUGGAAGGGACUGAAAGAUGUGGACCAAAUCAAUAUGGACAGCACGAGUUCACUGCAUGGCAGCAGCUUCCAUCGACCUUCCACUGAGCAAACACGGACGGAUUUCUCCUGGGAUGGUAUCAAUCUCUCCAUGGAAGAUACGACCUCCAUCCUCCCCAAGCUGAAACGCAACUCCAAUGCUUAUGGGAUUGGGGCUUUGGCUAAGUCAUCUUUCUCUGGGAUAUCCCGCAGCAUGAAGGACCACGUGACGAAGCCGACGGCCAUGGGGCAGGGCCGCGUGGCGCACAUGAUCGAGUGGCAGGGCUGGGGCAAGGCCCAGAGCCAGCAGCAGCAGCACACGCAUGAGAGCGCGCGCAAGGACGCCGACGCCUACUCGGACCUCAGCGACGGCGAGAAGGAGGCGCGCUUCCUCGCAGGGGUGAUGGAGCAAUUUGCUAUUUCUGAAGCGACUCUCAUGGCCUGGUCCUCCAUGGAUGGUGAGGAUGUGAGUGUAAACUCAAAUCAGGACAACCCAGCAGGCAACUACUCUGAGAACUAUCAGGAGCUGAUGGAGAGCCAAGAGCACAUGGCCCAGACGCAGUACGAUAGCUGGCCCCAUUCCUACGUCUCGCAGGGCAUGUACUGCUUGGGCUCGUCCGACGCCUGGGAGGCCAGCGACCAGUCCCUCAUCGCCUCCCCAGCCACCGGCUCCUACCUGGGCCAGAAUUUCGAUGAGUCCCAGACAAACCUUCAGGAGAGCAUUUUGCUUCAGAGCAGCUUUCUCCAGCAGCAGCAGCUGCAGCAGCAGCAGCGGCAGGAGCAGAACUUCAUCCAGAGCACGGGGCUGGUCCACGUGUGGCCCCUGCAGACUGCUCAGGGUGGGGGUGGAGCUGAGUCCAGCACGUACAUGGAGGACCACAUUGAGGAUGAAGGGAACCCACGGCUGGAGAAGGCUCCUCUCCUAAAUAAGAAGCCCUCUCCAGAGGAGGAUGAUGCAGUGUGCCGGGACCUGGAAUCUUUGUCUCCUCGAGAGGAGAUGGAACAUGCUGCACUGAGCCGCAAAGUCUCAGAUGUCACCUCCUCUGGGGUGCAGUCCUUCGAUGAGGAAGAGGGAGAAACAAACAACUGAUGCUUUCUGUGAAGUUCUUAUCACUGCUGAACAAAGAGAGGGGUGGCAAGGAAUGCAAUUACAGGGAUUCUUCUCUCCAGUUCCCCAUAUUUCCAAGCAGACACACCUUCCAUUCCUGACAUUUAAUUAUUUUUUUAAACGAGGAAAAUCUCAAAAUGAUUGACACAUAAAAACCUCUUCUUCCCCUCCCCCACGGACAUAUAUUUUGGAUUUUCAUUGCUCUGGGCAACAUGUGGUGUGCUUGGAGAGAUCUGGAUUGGUAAAUAAUUUCUAAAUCUUUUUAAUACAAAGUCUUGGCUGUGGAUACAAACUCUUCUGGUACUGGGGAUGUGGCUGAUGAGACAGGCUUGGUGUAGGGAGCAGCUUUGUGGCUAUAAUUCAUCUUGGCAGAAUGGAUGUUGGUCUCUGGACUUGGGCCCCUUUGAUAGAAUACAUGAGUAUAAACUGGUUUAAAAUGAAGGUGUGGCUUUGCAGAUCUAGAUUGCCCUAGUGUUGCAAUUGUGGCUGAUGCAGAGGAUCAGGCUGUGUUCGAUACAGACCAUACUGAGAUGAAAUGGGCUGUGUGACCAGAUCCUCCUCAGUAGCACCUUGAUACAGAGCUGUAGGUUUGAUGGAUACAAACUGCACUCCAUGGGCCCGGGCUGUGCUGCCAGUGUGGCUCUGUGGGCACAGCUCUGCUGUGGCUUGGGAGAAUGGAUACAGAUACAAAUCUAACCCUGCUCUCAGAUAUUCAUGCUUUGGUCUCUUUCAUUUAUUUGUUUUUCUCUUUGACAUUUCUGCCUUCCCAGGAGCUGGCAAGAGUGGUGUGUCCUCUUGGCAGUAGGCACUGGAAGCCAGUGGAGAGAACAUUUUCAGCUACAGAGACAGUCACUAAAAGCUGACUCUUGCAGGGGGCUUGAGGACAUGUCCAUCUUGGUGCUUGCUGCUGUGUCCUUCUGUCUUUUCCUUGCCAGCAGAAUGGGGAGACCCAGAGGGUAGGCAGCAGGUCCAGGAACAGUGUGUACAGAUAUGAGAUCACUAGAUACCUAGUUUACAUCAGAGUUUUCAGGUUUUGUGCUUUUUUUUAGCCUUUUUUAUAUGCUGGAUAAGUGUUCAUAAUGAAGCAGUUAGUAAUGGGAAAGGCCUGUAUUCCAGUCACGACUUAACAGAAAUACCACACCUUUCCCAUUUCUGCCACUACUGCAGUGCCAAAUAUAGCUGGAGGAAAAGGGGUGAGAGGAAAUUUUCUCCUCCUAUUUGUCUUCUUCCAGCAUAUGUUUUCUUCUCUUGAUUUCCUACCCCCAAGCAGUGUAAAUAAUGCUCAGCACUUGAUCUGUUUGUUUUUCCCUCCCAUCUCUUUUUUAGGUAUGGAGAAAGCUGAUUUCAGGAGUUUUCCCUAUUUGUACAGGUUAUAUAUUUUUUGUUUAAAAAACAUGAUUCUCUGAUUAGGGGGAAUUUGGUCUCUUGCAGUUCCUUGACAUUUUUUUACUGACCUUCUUUUGAGAGGGAGAGGUUUUGAAAGGAAAUUGUUUCCUUUCAGCUCACCAGAAAAAAAACCAGGGACAAAAGCAAAAAUUGUACAAGGUUAUUGAUUUUGCUGGAGGACUGAAGAGAACCAGCUGAGAUUACCUAAGUGCUGAGUUUUAAUUGCAGGACCUCUUGCAAGGAAGCAUCAGCAGAGCAUGGAUGUAGAUCAGAUGCUCAAUCUGAUGAGCUAGUGAAAGGAAUUUGCCUGGACACUGCCAUACUGUUCCAGGAGCAACUCUUUCUCACUUACUCUGACUCAUAUUUGCUCUGUUUAAUUCAUGAUACAUUUGUCUCUUCUUUGCCUCCUCUUCAGGCUUGGUGUGUUUUUUGAUGACAGGAGAGUGAUACAUGCUUCUUCCCUACUUGAGGUUUAGUUUCUGGAAAUUUUCAGGGAAGAAUGUAAGGUGAAUAAAAUGUGACUGAAGGAAUAUCACCGAGUCUCAGAGUUCAGACAGCUCCUGGCAAGCAAGACAAAUGAUGUCCAGGAAUUGUGAAAAGUAGGAAUGGGGCUCUCAGGAAGAACUUUACCCCACUCAGCUUUUUCCCACUGACACAGGCAGCUGCAGAAAGAGGGACUCCUUUUCCAAGACCCAGGUCUUUCCAGCCAAGUCUGCUUCAAGUAGAUCUGUCUUCCCUCUCCACUGCACCUCUAAAUGAAAGACCUCUGGGAUAUUUAAGUAAGACUGGUAAUUUGGAAUAGGCAAAAGAGAAAAGUUUUAGUGACCCAUCUUUUUUUAUGUGUAUGUGUUUGCUUGGUCUUGCUUCUGUCUUUCUAAGGAGGUCACUCUUCUCCUGAAUGAUGACCUUUCAAUAUCUCUUCAAAGAUGUUUACACAUUCAGGUACUAACCUCCCCUGGACAGCAAGGCUUGAUAAAAAUCUGUAUCUCCUAUAGUUCUUGCAGGGCCAGUGGUAGUUCAUUGUCCUGAACUGGCUUGGGCCAGUUGUGGAGCAGGGCCUGGGAAACCACACUAGCCAGAAAAGGGAGAUGGGGCAAGUGCCAAUAGCACCUCAGCAGAUGAGUAAAUAAGUUUCAAGCUAUUUUUAUUUCUAUUUUAAGAGGUCUUAAGGGAAACAAAAAUGGUUGAGUGCAUAUCUUUGUGGGGUAUUUGGGUGGCUUGUUUCUUUCUCCAAACCAUUUUGUUCCCGUGUGCCUCUCUAGGACCAAUCUGGAUGUUUAUGGUAACUUUCAGAGUAGCUUCUAAUGAUCCCUCUCUGUUGUUUACAGGACUGGGACAAGUGGAUCAACUUGCCCAGGGCUUCUUUAAUAUGGAUAUGUGGUACAUGUACUAAGAUGUCUGACUGAUGUCUAAAAGGAAUCUCCAUGAAAGAUAGUGACAGGGAGUUAUCUACAUAGGGAAAAGUAUGAAAAAAAUUACCUUACAGAAAAUUCUGUGGAGUCUAAUAGAAAGAGAAAAUCUGAAGAUUCUUCUAGCCUCUGAAUUAUAUUCUGCUGUAUAGUUCCAUAACCUGCUAAAAACCUGUAGAUAGCCUCAUUCUUUGUGGAUACAGACUGGUUUGAACACCACUCUCUGUAAAACCUUUCCAGCUUACUAAAUUCUGUUUUGGUUUUUUUUUUUUUUCAUAAAUGUGUUAACAUUCUGUGAAUAAUAAAAUUUCAGCCUUUUCCUAAAAGAAAGAAAAAGGCUAUUUUUCAUACCUCUCCACAAUCCAAUAGAGCUAAUUGCUAGGGGUUUGACUAGAGAGCAGGUCUUCCUGUCCACACUUGCCACCUGACUGAGCAGCCUGAGCUGAACUGGAAAGGCAGUUUGAAUGUCUUUGAAAGUGGAAAAUUGUUUGUAUAAUCUGGCCUUUUCUUAUGUAACAGGCCUGCUGCCUGUGUAUCCAAUAUCAGAGAGAGAGACCUGGAACCUACUGUACGUUUCCCAGAAAAGCUGUUAUUAUAUAGAUACACCUAUUCAAGCAUAUGGGAGGCACAGGUGCUCUGUGAGUGGAAUUUGGCCCGCAGUCUCCCUUUAUCCUGGUGAAGAGGGAUGAGUUGGAGAGAGUCCAGCCAAAUAGUCAGAGCCCAAUUUGUGUUUGUGAGGCUGUAAAUAAGAAGGAAAGGUAAUCUCAGUAUCCCUGAUCUGCAGUUACUGAGAAAUUGAGCUCUGCUUCCACAAACCCAUUAUGAAGCAAAGCUACGCUACAGAAAAUUUGGGAUAUUCUUGAAGUAGUGAAGGUGGAAGAUUCCCAUCUUUCCGCCAAGCCUGUCUACAGUAGGAACUUGUUGAAAUUACUGUGCUAAACAUGAAAGAAGGCUUAAACAGAAGUAACCCUAAUUUUAAAUCUUCUGCUGAAAGAAAAUUCUGAUUUGUUUCUUCUCCCAUGAUUGCUCAUACCUGAUUAGUUAUACUAUUUCAUAGGUUUUUCUUUUAUAUAAAUCUGAAGCUUUCUUUACAAGCCUUCUGUGUUCUGUUCAAUUCCAUUACCUCAGGCUCUGGGUCAGAGAAGUUAAUCUGCUUCUUUCAGUUUUAUGUGCCUCUAAAUUAUCAUUUUCUUUUGGGAAGCUGCUGACAAGCCAUCCGCUUGCUUUCCCCCUUAAAAAAUGGCAACAUCACAUUUCAGGACAGGCCUGCUGCAGAGAACAGAGUUUAGCCACACUUCUAAACUCAUCCAGUGGUGAGCUGCUUUGAAGGAGGAGGAACUCUGCUCACCUCCCCCAACCUGUGGGCAGCUGCUGAUGCACAGCUGGCCCACACCAAGCCAGGGGCUUUCACCCUGCUAUAAAAGUGAAGAUGGAAGAGCUGUGAGCAGAGGGAGAGUGCUGUUCUCAGCAGCUGGCCUUCCUUUAUAUCAGGUUAGAAAAACUGGGAAAGUGCACUUAGAAAUGGCAUCUUUGUGAUGAGUCUAAGCUGCUCAAAGGAGCUGUCCUGCCUCCUCUCUUCCAUCACCACCAGCUCUGUACUUCUACUGCCUAAAAAACACCAGCACUAACACUCAUUUGGCUGCUCAGGAACUGGCCCCAUUGAAAACUAACCCAGUCCUCUACCUAAAUAAAGGUUUCAGUGGGAUGAACUCUUCAUAUUGCUUCUCUUGGUGAGACAGGCAUCACUGAGGGCUGGUGAAACAUGUAGAUGGUCACGUGGAAGACUAGUUGCAGAUGAAACUUAAAUUGGCUUAAGCUGAUUAUUCCCCAUUGUCUGCCUUAGUGUUUUCCUUGGAAUUUUUAGUAUGCUCUUAUUCGAUUUGGUCUUUGUUAUUUAUGCCCUGUUGUUUGCCUCACUGUUCCCUUCCACAGGCCCCUUUGAGUUAAACCCUGGAAACUGGGCAGGAGGACAUGAGUAACUUGAUAUAUGCAUGAAAUGAAUAAAAUUACCACGCACAAAUCGUGUGUGCACUCAGUGAUUACACUCUACGGCAGCUAAAGAUACUGAUAAGUCUUGUCCUGUAAUUGCAAGAGGGGAGACUUGUUUAAGAGUGAAGCACAGCUGUUGGAAGGGAUAUUUUCCCCUAUUUUCAGGCCAGUUCCAGUCUAGUGUGAGAUGCAGAAGAGUACUUCACUCCUAGGCAGAACCUGCUGUACUGUGUACAGCAGCAAUGAAAAAUGUUAGUUUUAGCCUGAGAGAAGAGAACAGGAGAAGGAAAGUCAUCUCUUUGUGUGACAGGCUUCUGCACCACUGUGUGUGGCAGAGGGGAAAAGACGUGGAGAGAAAGGCUUGGAAAAAGGUCAAGAAAAGCUUGAUGUCCUUUGUUUACACAACACAGGUAAGAAGCUUCAUGGCAGACUCCUGGUACAGAAUUGCUAUACAAGCUGUAGGUCCAGGAUCAUUCCAGCUUAUGGUACUCCUUAGUCCAAGCCAUGCCCUUUUUUUUUUUUUUUUUUUUUUUUUUUUUUUAAGGCAGUGAUAGGAAAGUGACCUCCCUGAAUCUGGGUACCUGCUAGCUUUCAUUGUCUUAAAAACAGUUCACAGUGUGCUUAGUUCUUCAGGGAAAUCGUAUGAGAAAUACACCAAAUAAGAACUUAUUCCUUGCCCAAAUGAAGUUAGUGUGAGUUCUGAUCUCACUGGAAACCCAAAAUACCUAAAUUCAGCUUAGUUUGCCUUAACUGUUGUAUUGGAAUUGCCUAGAAGGAGAAGCAAACUCAGAUAACCUGCCUCUAAAUGCUAUAAAAAGCAGAGCAACAUUGGCAAAGUCUAAGCUCUUCCUUCUAAUUUCUCCCAGGUGGAUUUAGCAUUGUUCCUUGUUAAGACAACUCUGGCAUAUCUUUUUAACUAACUGUUUGACCUUUUCUGAAAGAAAAGUAGAAAAGAAAGGAAAGAAAAAAAAUUAAUUCAUAUACAGAGAUUAUCAGCAACUUACAACUGGAAAAAUGUAGAUAACGAAUACUUUCAUCUUUGAUUUUCCUCCCCUGUAGCAAUCUGACAGGGAAAGAUUUCUAUGCCAUGGCUCAGGGAAAGGAAAAAUAAACAGGGAAAAUGUGAGUAAAAUGGUGCCUAUUAGAACUAAAUGUAUGUGUAGGACAGCCUACAGUCAUUAAAGCACAGUUUCAAAUAUGAUUGCAAGCUGUAAAGUCAAUGUCAGGUGCCUCUUUUGUACCAUGGGCUUUUCCCAGGCUAAGUAGUAGUGAACCUGUGCAGAAGCAGAAGAGCUGCACUGCUGUGCCAGAUCAGUGUCUCUCUCUGUCUCAGACUAUGCUCUCCCAGCAGCUCCAUGGAUUGACUGGGGUAAGGCAUGAGGUUGUUAUGUUAACAAAUGGACAUGGAGGAUCUGCACUUGGAACAUCAGGGUCUAUAUACAUCCUUGCACUGACAUUUUUCCCCAGCAUAGGCAGAUCGAAGUGUUAUUUUUUCCUUGUAAAUGAAGAGAAGCUCUAUGAUUGUCAGUGUUGGUCUGCACAAAAUAAAAGAAAUAUGUGAUAUUUUCCGGUGCAGAUACACAUUGUUGGAAGAGGAAAAAUUUAGUCAGGCUGUGAUUCUGAGAAAGAGCAUGUUUACUAAAACUGUAAAGACUUCUUUAAGAAUGUUCUCAGUGCAGAUACCACAGAAUCACAGAAUGAUUAGAAGGGACCUUGAAGAUCAUCAAGCCCAACCCCUCUGACAUGGGCAGGACUUACCUACUGAUGUGUAGUAGCUGCCAUUUUCUGGGAAGAGAGGGGUUGCAGUGUUCUGUGGAAAGAAUGCUCCUAUUAGGUUCUUCCUCAUCUCCUUCAGCUGGGGACAUUUUAAAUGCCCUCUGAAAUCUAGUAUAGUUUUUGCUUUCCUGUAAGGGAUCAAAUGUCCAUGCUUGCAAAAACAUCUAAAAUGGCUUUUCUCCAUUAUGGAAACAAGAUUGUGCAUCAAGAUUUGCUUCUAAUAAGAUAUAGGCAUGUAGUCCAGAUUCAUUGGCCUUCUGGAUUCAUUUUCGUUAGGCAUGGAAAUCCAGUCAUGAUUGGAUUGGAGGCCACAAGGUUAAGAACCCUCUUCCAGAGCUCUGCCAUGUUCCCAUGAGGCAAGUGUAGGUGGAUUUUCCUUCUUUUUAGAUACUGCAUGCUUGAGCAACUUAGCAAGCAAAAAGCUCUUUUGCAGGUAUAUAUUCUUGUUUGGCUUUAAUUUUUCUCCUCUGAUUUGUGGAUGUUGUGCAUGACUGGAGGUCUCUGGGAAUCCCUACACUAUAAAAUUGGAACUCAAAAGUAAUUUUACAGGGAACAAGAUUUCUCCUGUUUCAGCUCUUUUCAGACGUGAGUGGGUACAGCAGAGGAUUUGGGAGGUACGAGGGUGGUGGAUGGGAGUCUCAGGGGUGGCAUGCAGAAUGGAUUCCUGAAGCAUGUGUAAAAAUAACUAAAGGUUUACAACUAAAUGUUGUAUUCUCAGUAUCUGAAACUACUUUGGCAUAAGCGUAUGGGACAAUGGAGGUUGCUGCAAAGCAAUUUUCAAGGGCUUCCCCCAAGCCUGUGCGUGUUUUCUGGAGCAGGGAGGCUGCGUGGUGACUAUAUGUAUCCUUUCAAGCUAGUGUUUACAGAGGUGCAUUGAUGUUUGGGGAGAAAGUACUGAAUGGAACUAAAACAAAAAGGGACCCACUACUGAAAGCUUUCCUCCUUACGUUGUCCCACAAUGGCCCUUAAUAACUAAAAAGAGUCUGAUUCGCCUUUGGUCUUCCAGCUCCAAAACAUGUUUGCCUGAAAAAUUUUGUUGGAUAUACUUCGCAUGUUUUGAUAAUGUGACUUACGAGAUAAACACUUCUACAAAGCUAUAUAUAAAUACAUCCAUGUGCAACCACCUGCAUACAUGUGCACACAUUACAUAUAGACUUAGAGAACUAUAUGGCACUGCACACCUCCAUGCCUGUACGUGGCAGCAACCACAGUAGAGGAGGGGAGGUAGCUCAAAAAUAGCAUGUACAGUCCUUUAUGGAGUUGUUAUUAAACAGAAUGUGGUCUUGCC
This is a messenger RNA of Oenanthe melanoleuca, 9287 nucleotides long. It is a transcript of the gene FAM131B, whose product is annotated as family with sequence similarity 131 member B. The transcript is spliced from 7 exons. The record is from RefSeq and is a predicted model, not a curated record. Bases 264 to 1421 code for a protein of 385 amino acids. NCBI's taxonomy places the organism in Eukaryota, Metazoa, Chordata, Aves, Passeriformes, Muscicapidae.